Cyclopterus lumpus (lumpfish) is the source of this 1872-nucleotide messenger RNA. Its product is annotated as potassium voltage-gated channel subfamily D member 2-like. Gene Ontology annotation, cellular component: membrane; voltage-gated potassium channel complex. Gene Ontology annotation, molecular function: protein binding; A-type (transient outward) potassium channel activity. Gene Ontology annotation, biological process: potassium ion transmembrane transport; protein homooligomerization. Lineage: Eukaryota; Metazoa; Chordata; Actinopteri; Perciformes; Cyclopteridae. The record is from RefSeq and is a predicted model, not a curated record.
AUGGCAGCAGGUGUAGCGGCGUGGCUCCCGUUCGCCCGUGCGGCGGCCAUAGGAUGGAUGCCCGUGGCGAGCACCCCGAUGCCAUCCCUCCGCAAGACAAGAAGAAAAGGCAAGGACGGACUCAUCAUCCUCAACGUGAGCGGGACCAAGUUUCAGACGUGGCGGACCACUUUAGAGAGGUACCCGGACACUUUGCUGGGCAGCACGGAGAGAGACUUCUUUUUCCACGAGGAGACAAACGAAUACUUUUUCGACCGUGACCCUGACAUCUUUAGGCACAUCCUCAAUUUUUACCGCACGGGGAAACUACACUAUCCACGCCAAGAGUGCAUAUCGGCGUACGACGAGGAGCUCGCUUUCUUUGGUAUAAUCCCCGAGAUCAUCGGGGACUGCUGUUAUGAGGAGUACAAGGACCGGAGGCGCGAGAAUGCGGAGAGGCUUCAAGACGACGAGGAGAUGGACAUGAGCAAUGACGUCACGCCGGUCAAUCUGACGUCCCGGGAGUUCCUGUGGCGUGCUUUUGAAAACCCUCACACCAGCACCUUGGCGCUGGUCUUCUACUAUGUCACGGGCUUCUUCAUCGCCAUAUCAGUGAUGGCCAACGUGGUGGAGACGGUUCCGUGUGGUAUUUUGCCCAACAGGUCAAAGGAGAUGUCCUGUGGAGACCGUUACUCUCUGGCCUUCUUUUGUUUAGACACUGCUUGCGUCAUGAUAUUCACGGUUGAGUAUCUCCUCCGUUUGAUAGCAGCUCCCAGCCGGUACAAGUUCAUGAAAAGUGUGAUGAGCGUCAUCGACGUGGUCGCCAUCAUGCCUUAUUACAUUGGCCUGGUCAUGACCGACAAUGACCAGGUGAGCGGGGCUUUCGUCACGCUGAGAGUCUUCCGGGUCUUUCGCAUUUUCAAGUUCUCCCGACACUCCGCGGGGCUGCGCAUCCUGGGCUACACCUUGAAGAGCUGCGCCUCCGAGCUGGGCUUCCUACUAUUCUCCCUCACCAUGGCCAUCAUUAUCUUUGCUACGGUCAUGUUUUAUGCAGAAAAAGGCUCCACGGCCAGCAAGUUCACCAGUAUCCCCGCAGCGUUUUGGUACACCAUUGUCACCAUGACAACACUGGGAUAUGGUGACAUGGUGCCAAAAACCAUCGUGGGGAAGGUGUUUGGGUCCAUAUGCUCUCUGAGUGGGGUGCUGGUCAUCGCCUUGCCCGUCCCCGUCAUAGUGUCAAACUUCAGCCGUAUCUACCACCAAAGCCAGCGGGCAGAGAAACGACGAGCCCAGAGGAAAUCUCGACUUGCUAGAAUCCGUGCUGCGAAGAUUCGAGGCACUAAUGUCUAUAUGCGCUACAAACAAAAUGGGAUCCUGAUCAACUCACUGGAGGAGGCCUCCAAGGAGGCCGGACAAGCCCUGGUGGCGAAGGCCCCCAGCCCUCCUUUUGAGAGCCAACAUAAUCACCUGUUGCACUGCCUGGAGAAGACCACGAAUCACGAGUUUGUGGACGAGCAGACGUUUCAGGCCAACUGCAUGGAGAUCUCUGUGAUGAACAAGUCGGGCUCCUGUGGGUCCUCGCUGUCCUCGUCCCCGCACGGCCUCAGCUCGUGCUGCUCUCGACGCCACCGGAAGAAGAGCAGCUUCAGUCUGCCCAGCACAAACAACCAGGAGCUCAGCACCAUACAGAUAAGAGAGAGGCCCGUGGCCAACAGCCGCUCCUGCCUGAAUGCCAAACUCGAUGAGACUGUGCCCUUGAAAUGUGACAAACCUUACAUCACUCCUUCCAUGGUCAGCCUAUCUGCACCGGCGGUGACCUCAUCGGACGGACACGGCUCCACCACCACCACCGCAUACUCUCAGAGCAACAUUGUCCGAGUAUCUGCCUUGUAG